AUGAAAUUGGCCAGCCCAGCUACGUCCCAAAAAGCAUUUAUCCGAAUGCUUGAACAUCGUGCCCAUCGCACAGGACGAAUGGGCAGUAUAUGUGGUGAUACAUUCCACAAGGUGUAUCGGGAAUUUUCUUUCUGCAACUGGAAGAAAGAGCAUCUGUGCCUGGUUGAGCCCUUCAUCUGCCCUGCAUGCACACCAGACAUGCUUGCCAUAUCUGCAGAUGGUAACCGAAAACACUACCGCUUCAAGAAGUCCAUGGGGACAGAUGAACAGUCUCUCUUUGAUGGACUGUUCAUCGCACAGGAUGCCAAGGUGUCUGCCUUUGUUGACCAGAUAAGAAGCCACAUGAUACUUAGGACCGGUCAUGAUGUCUGUGGGCCAGCAACAUUUACAGCAGGCAGAGAAACUGCACAGAAGUCCAGGGCCAAGGUGGAUGAGGAAGGCCUGGAAAUUGCUGUUUGCAGACAUGGAAUGUUGCUGCAAGGCUUAAAUCACUAUCGUGGUGAAAUAUAUGCCUACCCAUUGUUCCUGCAGAAAGAGCUGGCUGAAAGAGCGAACAUAAAGUUCUUUUGUAUGGACCUCACUUGCAGGUAUUGGCCAUAUUUGGAGAAGAUGGCAGAGACGUUGCCCGAGCUCCAACCACUAACAGAGAUGAAGCCUUUUCUCUCUGUAAUGCAUGCCAAGGCUCACACUGGCAAAUGUGAGGUGAGAUGGGGUGGCAGAAACCAGGAGGGUGCAGGAAAUACUGUUGGUGAAGAAGUGGAGCAAGUGAACAGCUUUCUCUCAAGGGCAGCUCUGACUACAAAAUACACGACCAAGUCAGAGGAGAUAUGUUGA
Molecule: messenger RNA, 834 nt
Organism: Acanthochromis polyacanthus (spiny chromis)
Lineage: Eukaryota; Metazoa; Chordata; Actinopteri; Pomacentridae
Exons: 7
Coding region: 1-834 (277 amino acids)
Source: RefSeq, a predicted model, not a curated record